This is a messenger RNA of Adineta ricciae, 1488 nucleotides long. The record is from the annotation of a GenBank genome assembly. Lineage: Eukaryota; Metazoa; Rotifera; Eurotatoria; Adinetida; Adinetidae.
AUGGAUAGUGGCACUACUCAAAUUCUAAAUUUGCCUGAUGAAGUAUUAUAUCUCGUUCUGAAGAAACUCAACAAUGUUAAUGUACUAUGCUCACUUGUUGGAAUUCAUGACAGACUUGACAGACUUGCAUAUGAUGUGAAUUUUACUCAAACUAUUAAUCUAACUACGGUGUCACCAAAUGGCUCACACAAAUCACUAGCGGACGAUAUUGUGCAUCGAUUUUGCUCAGUAAUUUUACCUCGGAUUUGUGUUAACGUAAAAUCUUUAAUUGUUCAAGCAAAAAUAUUCGAAGACGUCCUUCGCACAAAGAACUAUCCCAACUUACAAAUGCUGACUCUUCACAAUCUGCAACAUAAAGUGGCUGCUCGGAUUUUUACUAAAAACUCGUCGUUUGUUCGAUAUUAUAAACAUCAAAUCACGCGGUUAGUGAUAACGAUAAACGAUAGAUUCGGAAUGAGAUCAGUAGAAACCAUUAUAUGUCGAACCUAUGUUGCUAUUAUUAUGUGGUUUUCAAGGCUACGCCAUUUAAGUGUGGACGGUGGUGAUGGCAGUUACUAUUCACGAAGAUUACUUCGUGGUUUAUCACCUUCAAGAUGUUAUUCUUCUGGCAUUGUUUUCUUAUCGAUCGAUAUAAAAGAUCUGGAUGACUGUCUGUGCUUACUUGAUGGUCGUCUUAGUCAAUUGGAAACAUUACUGGUGAAAAUUCAUCAAGUUCGUUAUUCAAGGAUUAUAAUUAAUAAUGAGAGUACUCUACUGAAAUUGAAAUGCUUUUCAAUGAAAAUAUGUCGUCCAACUCUUGAUUUUCACGAUAAAGUUGUGCCAAUUCUUCGUCGAAUGUCAAAUUUAGAAAAGUUAACAUUGUGUUGUCGUAUUCGUCGACAAAAUUCGUUUAUUGAUGGUCAUUAUCUCACUAAUGAAAUUACUCGCCAUAUGGCUCGUCUUCAUGAGUUUAUGUUCGAUAUUAUCAGCAUCGAGUCAAGAAUUAUUGCCUAUCCUCUUCCAUGUUCAGAUGAUAUUCGACGAACAUUUGUUGAGAAUGGAUAUCACGCUGAUUGUUAUGUUGAGUAUUGUAAUAUUGGAAUCGGACGAUGUCACAUUUAUUCGCUUCCGUUUACAAUGGAUCGUAUACAAUGCAUUACAUCGAGAUUUACCGGUGGAAUGUUUAUGAAUGUCCGCUUUUUACGCCUCGCGGAUUUUGAUCACUCGUUUGAAAAUGCGUUUUUCGCUCUAAUCGCACGUUCUUUCCCGUCGCUACGUAUCUUAUCACUGUCGAAUACGUGCAAAGAUUAUCGCAAAAGAAUUUGUAAAUUCGACAAUAAGAUCCAUGAACGUCAAAUGUUGAAAACGCGUGCAGCAAGCGAUACUCCUGCAAAAAAAUCUGAAGACGUCAAAACAGUCAACGAACUUAUUCCCGGAUCAACAAAUCCGAUCGGAUCUCACCGGAUCCGACAAAAUCCGAUCGGAUUCCUGGAAACGGAAUUGCACUGA